Messenger RNA from Lactuca virosa, 2476 nucleotides. Lineage: Eukaryota; Viridiplantae; Streptophyta; Magnoliopsida; Asterales; Asteraceae. The record is from the annotation of a GenBank genome assembly.
GAAACCAAACGGCUACAGCAACGUCGCCACAAGAAAUCCCACAAACUCUCGUUUUCAUGAUCCCAAAAUUUUGGAUUUCGAGUUCGAUGAGAUCAUGCCCCCCAAUCGAAUCAUUUUCGCUUCAACCUCAUUACAAUUCAGAUUCAUCACAAUCUACUAUUUGUUUCAUAACGAUUAACGAACCAUGUUCUCAAUCGAGCAUUAGGGUUUAAUACCAACCAACAUUAUGGAAACAUUACAGGAUCUGAUCGAAGAAGCAAAGCUUCGUACUGUAUGGUGGGCUAUUUGUAUUUUCGCUGUUACGUACUUUUUAACCCACACCAGUAAAUCGAUGUGGAUGAAUGUUCCUAUAGCAAUUCUUCUGGUAUCAGGCGUUCACAUUUUAAUAACCGAAGUGGAUUUCCAUUGGAAGAUCAGGAAAUCACGGCGACAUUCAUAUCUAGCACACUUGGAGAAAAAACAAUUGUCUGUGAAUGAUUCUCGUCUCAACACCUUGCCUCCUCCACCUAAAUGGAAACGGAAGAUUGAUUCUCCAGUAGUUGAGGCUGCCAUGGAAGAUUUUACUAACAAGAUUUUACAAGAAUUUGUUGUUGAUCUCUGGUAUUCAGAUAUAACACCUGACAAGGAAGCUCCACAGCUCAUACAUGCUAUUAUCAUGGAUAUUCUUGCUGAAAUUUCCAUGAGAGUCAAAGACAUAAACCUUGUUGACAUGCUAACAAGGGAUGUAGUUGACCUAGUAGGGGAUCACCUAGAGCUUUUCAGGAAAAACCAAGCUUCUAUUGGGAGGGAGGUUAUGGUGACACUAUCUUCUGAAGAAAGAGAUGAAAGGUUAAAACACCAUCUCAUGGCUUCAAAGGAGCUUCAUCCAGCUUUGAUAUCUCCCGAGAGUGAGUACAAGUUUCUUAAGCGGAUUAUGGGAGCACUUUUGGCUGCUGUUCUUAGACCACGAGAAGCUCAAUGCCCUUUAGUUCGAUGCAUUACACGAGAGCUUUUAACCUGCUUAGUAAUGGAACCUGUAAUGAGAUUCGCAAGCCCUGGGCGUAUCAAUGAGUUGAUUGAGGGUAUUUUUCUUGCUACCAAUAAGGGAGAGAAAGAAACAGCUGAUGAUCAAUCUAAUGUAACUGUUCAACCCCAGAAUCAACCUUCUGUUAAUGAAAAAGGUCCAGAGUCAAACAGUGGGUCUUCUUCUAGUCAAAAGUUAGAGAAAACACCAUCUACUUCUAACAUCCAAAAGGAAUCUUCUACAACUGUAAACCCAUCUGCUACCAUGGCUAGUGGGCCCAUCCAAGAUGACUCAAUGCCUACACGGACUUCUGAUUGGGCCCGUGUUCUUGAAGCAGCAACCCAAAGAAGGACAGAAGUUCUUCAACCAGAGAAUCUUGAAAACAUGUGGACUAAAGGAAGAAACUAUAUGAAGAAAUCUCAAAAGAAUUCUGCUUCUGGUAUCAUAAAAGGUGGAAUCAAUGAGAAUUCUAAUCUUGAUACAGGAUUUGAUCAACAAAGAGACCAAAAUCUUGAUGUUGGACAAAACAAGACAACACCAACUCGGUUAUCUUUAGUUGAUGACAAUAUAAAUUUUGAUUUUGGAAGUGAUGGGAAGUUGAAGAGAUUAAAUAGUGCAUCUGAGUCAAACAUUCAAACUUUGAGUGAAACUGCAUCUCCAAUUCAAGUUGGAGGAACUGGAACUAUUAUCCCAGAGUUCUAUAGUGUGAAUCCUGGAAGAGAUAAUGAUGUACAAAGUGUUGAUAAUAUUGCUUCUGAUAAUAAAGUGAUAAGAACUGAAGGGUAUGUUCCAAAGCUUAGGUGUCGGGUUUUAGGAGCAUUCUUUGAGAAUAUUGACUCAAAAUCCUUUGCAGUGUAUUCAAUUGCAGUGACAGAUGCUGAUAACAAAACUUGGUUUGUGAAAAGAAGAUACAGGAAUUUUGAAAGAUUACACAGACAUCUUAAGGACAUUCCCAAUUACACAUUACAUUUGCCUCCUAAAAGAAUAUUCUCAUCUAGCACAGAAGAUGCAUUUGUUCACCAACGAUGUAUACAGCUUGAUAAAUAUCUCAAAGAACUUUUGUCUAUUGCUAAUAUCGCUGAGCAACAUGAAGUAUGGGACUUCUUGAGCAUGUCUUCAAAAAGUUACUCUUUUGGAAGGUCAUCCUCUGCAGUGAGAGCCUUAGCAGUCAACGUGGAUGAUGCUGUGGAUGACAUUGUACGCCAAUUCAAAGGUGGAAGAAUGCGAAAAUCCGUGGGCCCGGAAGGUGAAAAAGAUAAUAAGACAAUUAUUAACAAUGAGGAAAUGGAAUCAAUGGGACAAGUUUACGGGGGCUAUUUGGACAAUGAGGUCAAUUUUAAAUCAGGACUUUCACCCAAAAUUGUUAAUAAAAAUGAUGAACAGAAUAAAAUUUUGGUUUUGGAAAAGAAAAAUAGUUCAGAGGUCAGAUCUGAAGUGUUGACCAUGGCUGCAAAUUUUUCCUUCAAGUUCUAA